Molecule: messenger RNA, 1258 nt
Organism: Anguilla rostrata (American eel)
Lineage: Eukaryota; Metazoa; Chordata; Actinopteri; Anguilliformes; Anguillidae
Gene: park7
Product: parkinson protein 7
Exons: 6
Coding region: 105-674 (189 amino acids)
Biological process (GO): glycolate biosynthetic process; glyoxal metabolic process; response to oxidative stress
Cellular component (GO): mitochondrion; nucleus; cytoplasm
Molecular function (GO): oxidoreductase activity, acting on peroxide as acceptor
Source: RefSeq, a predicted model, not a curated record
GGGGGUGUGUACGUAUGGUGUGUGCACGCUUGACCGCAGACAGUGCUCAGUUCACGAUCUGGUCUUCUGUAACCGUCUAGGCCUGUGGUACUCUUCGCACAGUCAUGGCUGGGAAGCGAGCGUUGGUCAUUUUAUCCAAGGGUGCAGAAGAGAUGGAGACUGUCAUACCCGUGGACGUCAUGCGUAGGGCUGGGAUUGCAGUGACUGUGGCAGGUCUGACGGGGAAGGAGCCGGUGCAAUGCAGCCGCGAUGUUAACAUCUGCCCUGACACCAGCCUGGAGGAUGCCCGCAAACAGGGUCCAUAUGAUGUUGUGUUGUUACCUGGAGGAGCCCUGGGGGCACAGAACCUCUCUGAGUCUUCUGCUGUGAAGGAGGUGUUGAAGGACCAGGAGGGCAGGAAAGGGCUGAUUGCAGCCGUCUGUGCAGGCCCCACUGCCCUCUUGGCCCAUGGCAUCGCCUAUGGCAGUACAGUUACGACCCACCCCGGCGCCAAGGACAAGAUGAUGACCGGAGGUCACUACACGUACUCUGAGGCCCGCGUGCAGAAGGACGGUAAGCUCAUAACCAGCCGCGGCCCCGGAACCAGCUUCGAGUUCGCCCUGGCCAUAGUGGAGGAGCUCAUGGGAGCCGAGGUCGCCGCCCAAGUCAAAGCCCCGCUUAUCCUGAAAGACUGAGCCACGCCCACAUGCACCCAAGACCACACCCACUGUCAUUCAGAAAGGGCACAUUAGCCACAUCCAGAAAGAUGGUAGAAUAGGCAACAUUAUACCUGUCGUAUCAGUGAUGUGGGACUCGGGUAAAAGGUGUCUCAUGACAGGAUGUUGCUCAGCACUUGCUGCCCUAUCUGAUCGAACAGUCCCUUAUUUUAGGAAAUGCUCGACAAAUUGAAAUUAGCCCAGUGUUUUGCGCAUGUCACUUGCUCAAAAUAAACAUGCCCUUCUUACUCUUACUGAUCUGCUGCAAUAAGGGGUGUUGUGUGCUGUGGAAUUUUGCACUUAAACGUGGCUGGAAAGCUUUCUAUGCUCAUGUUAAAAAAAAUUAUUUGAAUUUGUUUUUUCAAGAGCAAUUUUGAUUGGGUGUUGAGUGUUAAAACAUUUUUCACAUUAAAUUUGCAGUUACUGCAGUACUCUUGGAUGAAUGACUGAAUUCCAAAACAUUGCAUUUGGGGUACUUGCCAAAAUCAUGUAAUCUAUUGAUGCAGAUUUAAACAAUGAAAUUACAAAAAUAUCACUGUCAAUAAACUUUGAAGAAAUGCCAA